Polistes canadensis is the source of this 847-nucleotide messenger RNA. It is a transcript of the gene snf, whose product is annotated as U1 small nuclear ribonucleoprotein A. Gene Ontology annotation, molecular function: U1 snRNA binding. Lineage: Eukaryota; Metazoa; Arthropoda; Insecta; Hymenoptera; Vespidae. Gene Ontology annotation, biological process: mRNA splicing, via spliceosome. Gene Ontology annotation, cellular component: U1 snRNP. The transcript is spliced from 2 exons. Bases 6 to 701 code for a protein of 231 amino acids. The record is from RefSeq and is a predicted model, not a curated record.
UAAUUAUGGAUAUCAGACCAAAUAAUACAAUUUACAUAAAUAAUUUAAAUGAGAAGAUAAAGAAAGAAGAAUUAAGGAAAUCUUUAUAUGCUAUAUUUUCUCAAUUUGGACAGAUAUUAGAUAUUGUAGCACUAAAAACUUUAAAAAUGCGUGGUCAGGCAUUUGUAAUUUUUAAAGAAAUAGCAAGUGCGACGAAUGCUUUAAGAUCUAUGCAAGGGUUUCCUUUUUAUGAUAAACCAAUGAGGAUACAGUAUGCAAAGACAGAUAGUGACUUAAUUGCUAAAAUGAAAGGUACUUUCGCAGAACGUCCUAAAAAACCAAAACGUGUACUACCAGCUGCGGAUGAGGAAGCAAAACGUGCAAAGAAACGUGCUAAAGAACAAGCGAAACAUUCACAGCAGAUUGGAUAUCAUCCUGGAGUACCACAACAUCCAGGAUUAGUUAAUACAGCCGUACCUGAACAACCACCGAAUCAAAUUUUGUUCCUUACAAAUCUUCCUGACGAAACUAGUGAAAUGAUGUUAUCUAUGCUUUUCAAUCAAUUUCCUGGUUUUAAAGAAGUUCGCUUAGUGCCAAAUCGGCAUGAUAUUGCUUUCGUAGAGUUUGAAAAUGAGGUUCAAUCGGGUGCUGCCAAAGAUGCACUUCAAGGAUUUAAAAUUACACCUUCGCAUGCGAUGAAAAUAUCUUUUGCUAAGAAAUAAUUACAAGGACUUUAAUCUUAAAAUAAUUGAUAAAAAUAAAAAACACGUGUAAACAUUAAAUAUAGGAAUAAUGAAAAAAUUAUCAAACUGGAUAUGUAGUUAUAUUUCAGUAAUUUUUAUACAAUACAGUUUCUUGAACAUAAGAA